Messenger RNA from Carassius auratus (goldfish), 1878 nucleotides. Its product is annotated as disintegrin and metalloproteinase domain-containing protein 12-like. The transcript has 9 exons. The record is from RefSeq and is a predicted model, not a curated record. The coding region runs from base 596 to 1561 and encodes 321 amino acids. Lineage: Eukaryota; Metazoa; Chordata; Actinopteri; Cypriniformes; Cyprinidae.
UGUCUUUGCUUUACUUUUUGUUUUGCUUGUUCUCCUUGUUUGACACAACAUUGUUCUGUUUUGUUUGUUAAACUAUUCCUUUGCUGCUUUGUAACUUUUUUCUACUUGCUGUUAUAGUGCCAAUACAGCAUACAUAAUUAAACUGUAGAAACAGUGACUGACACGGAAAUAACAAUUUUCAAACAAAAGAAUAAUAAAAUAAAGAAUGAUAAGUGUGAAAUGAAGAAUAGUAUUGCUUAAGGUUGUCCUGAUUCAUUCAUAUUGCUUGCUGUCUGAUUAUUAAAAGAUGGCCCAUCAAAUGUUGUAAUGAAUGUAAUUUUAUUAAUUUAUUUUUUGCCAUGACAUUAUUAUUCUGCGACAGUGGCAUCCCCAUGGUUUUGCAUGUAAUCUUUUGUCACUAUUAAUUACACUCUCUGCUCCUCACAGAUGAGUGAGAGGGUGUGAAAGGGAUGCUAGGUGUGGGAAAAUUCAGUGCCAAGGAGGUGCCAACAGGCCUGUGAUCGGAACCAAUGCGGUCUCCAUAGACACAAACAUACCUCUGCAAGCGGGUGGGCGUAUUCUGUGCCGUGGAACACAUGUGUACCUGGGUGACGAUAUGCCUGAUCCAGGACUGGUAUUGGCAGGCACUAAGUGUGCUGAAGGAAUGAUGUGUUUGAACAGGCAGUGUCAGAAUGUCAGUGUCUUCGGAGUGCACAAGUGCUCUGGGAAGUGUAAUGGAAGAGGGGAAUGCAACAACAAGAAGAACUGCCACUGUGAAGCUCACUGGGCACCUCCUUUCUGUGAUAGGGCGGGGUUUGGCGGCAGCGUCGACAGUGGACCAAUGAGACAAGCCGAUGUGCGAGUGUGUGUAUUAAUGUGCGUGCUGUCCUAUGUGACAACAGCUGACAGCAGCGCUGUGGCCGUGGGCGCGCUGGUCACCCUCCUCUGUUUGCUGUCGGCGGGACUGAUUGUGUGCCUGAAGAGGAAAGCGUUGGUUCGGAUGCUCUGCAUCAAUAAGAAGAGCGCCAUCCAAAAGCUCAGAUCAGUAGGGCGAAAGCAGACUCCCAGCCCCCCGCAGACACAGUCAGUGUUCAGGGUCUCGCCUCAGCACAAGCCCGCCUCUUUACCUUUACACUCCCGCUGUGACAAGAUGUCUCAUCACAGCUCGGAGCCUCUCCUUCCUCCGCACAACUUCCACAGUUUGCGUCGGCUGCCUGAAUGUCCCACGCGCUGCCAGCCCGUCCACAUUAGCCACCCCAUGCCCAUCACAGGUCUGCAGCUUCACAGGACUCUGGUGUCACACACACACUCGCCAGGCAGAGCGGCAGGCUUCCACACACUCCCACGCCAGCUGCCCUACGCUAACAUCCAGGACCACGACAAGCCCAGUCCCCCACAGAAACCACUUCCCGCAGACCCCUUAAUCAGAGGGCACGGGGUGGGUCGAAGCACAUCUGCAGCGGGAGUGCGGAUACCUGGACCUCUAGCCAUCCCGAUUCCAACUGUACCACGACCGCCUCCUGCCAUACCACUGCCAAACAGGCCUCUUCCCAGAUUACCACAGCCCUUUUAUGAUCACUGACACAUGGACACCACAGCACUGGGUGAAUUUCACCAGCAUCUGAACACACUUGUUUGCACUAUGAAAACUCUGUUGGACCAAGUGACCACCCCUGCAGAAACUCCACGGAGGGUCUCACAGAGAAGAGGGCUGCCCCCGACACCUUGGUGCUCCGCCUCCUCAGAAAAGGUGUUAGUUUGUCCUCGCUCAGGUACUGCAGAACUAUUUAAGAUGUAUAUUUAUUGUGAGGAGGAAACUACGUGCUGUGCUUGACACCUUUUUUACUGUCUGACAGUUUUUUGUUUGGUUUUACAUGUUGAAAAUAAGCCGACCAAUCA